GCAGUUUUCCCAACAGCCACAAGGGAAACAGCCGGGGCGGACGAAGGCUGAAGCCGAGAAGGACUGGCAAGCGCUACCCGAGUCCCCGAAGGGUAAACUCGCGCAUGUGCACUGGCCUUCAGCCUGCAGAGUAACGGCUUCUUCAUUUUCGCUCAGCGCUUUGCCGAUUACGUGACGCAUGCUGUUGGCCCGGCUCUGGUAUCACUCUAUUCUGUAAACUGGAGAAGCGAGGCCCAGAAGGUGGAAGCAAUUAUUAUGAUAUAUCAAAAGACUGAAACAAGUAAUUAAUCAAACCUCAGGUCAGGGAGCCAAGCGCAAACCCGCCGGGAGCCAGUACGUGUGCGCAGCUCCGCCCCUCUUUUGGCGAAGCUACGAGGUCUGAUCCUUCCCGCGACCUGUCGCGCGGCGGAGCAAGCGCGGAAGGCCGUGAGGGCGGUGAGUCGCAAUGGAACCCGACGGGACCUACGAGCCGGGCUUCGUGGGUAUUCGAUUCUGCCAGGAAUGUAACAACAUGCUUUACCCCAAGGAGGACAAGGAGAACCGCAUUCUACUCUACGCGUGCCGGAAUUGUGAUUACCAGCAGGAAGCCGACAACAGCUGCAUCUACGUGAACAAAAUCACGCACGAAGUGGACGAAUUGACUCAAAUCAUCGCUGACGUGUCCCAGGACCCCACGUUGCCGCGGACCGAAGACCACCCGUGCCAAAAGUGCGGCCACAAGGAGGCGGUGUUCUUCCAGUCACACAGUGCCCGGGCCGAGGACGCCAUGCGCUUGUACUACGUGUGCACGGCCCCACACUGUGGCCACCGCUGGACCGAGUGAACCAUCCUCCCCCUGUGUAAUAAAAACAGUGUUCUGUGUG
Camelus dromedarius (Arabian camel) is the source of this 863-nucleotide messenger RNA. It is a transcript of the gene POLR2I, whose product is annotated as RNA polymerase II subunit I. Lineage: Eukaryota; Metazoa; Chordata; Mammalia; Artiodactyla; Camelidae. Gene Ontology annotation, biological process: transcription initiation at RNA polymerase II promoter; maintenance of transcriptional fidelity during transcription elongation by RNA polymerase II; DNA-templated transcription. The coding region runs from base 446 to 823 and encodes 125 amino acids. Gene Ontology annotation, cellular component: RNA polymerase II, core complex. The transcript is spliced from 6 exons. Gene Ontology annotation, molecular function: DNA-directed RNA polymerase activity; zinc ion binding; nucleic acid binding. The record is from RefSeq and is a predicted model, not a curated record.